Messenger RNA from Erythranthe guttata (spotted monkey flower), 1791 nucleotides. RefSeq lists its product as uncharacterized. Lineage: Eukaryota; Viridiplantae; Streptophyta; Magnoliopsida; Lamiales; Phrymaceae. The record is from RefSeq and is a predicted model, not a curated record.
UAUAUUUAUUCCCAAAAAAAAAAAGAAGGAAAAAAUCUUACCAUACGUACAAACUUCACCACUUUUCCCCUCAAGAAAUCAUUAAUUGGCCGCACACAUAUGAACUCGCCGACGAUCUCAUCACUCUUCAAUUAGAUUUCUUCACAUUCUCUCAAAUCUCUUAUUCCCUCUUUCAAUUUUGUAUAAUUUAAAUUUCAAAAAAAAAAAAAAUCAAAAAAAAAAAAAAAGAUGAACAAGAGUAAAUUACAGGAAUUCUGCCAGAGGAGGAAUUGGGAGUUGCCGGAGUACACCACCGUCAAAGUCGGCCCCGAUCACAUGGCUCGCUUCACCGCCGUUGUCAAUGUGAACGGUCACCGCUUCGAAACUCCGGAACCGUGCAAGUCGGCCAAGGAUGCUCAGAACACCGCCGCCCGAAUUGCCUUCAACCAUUUCAAUGCUCCUCCGCCGCCGCCCCCUGCCCACGCCUUGCCCACUGCCUCUUCCGCUAUUUACCCUCAAAUUAGUGCCGUACCGCCUGCUGCCCUACUCCCGGCUGUGCCGCCGCCGUCUGAGGUGCAUCGCCCGGUUACUGCCACAAUCCCUAAUUCUCCUGCUCCUUCAUCACUUCCGGUUCCUCCUCCCGGAUUUUUGGCGACGAAGAAUGAUCCGCAGCAGAGUAGUGGAGAUGCUACACAAGCUUCUACGGUUUAUAGGAUUGCGAUAGGUUCCAAUCAUAAAGAUGCGGUAAGCAUGUAUAAGAACCAGCUACAACAGUAUGGUCAAAAGCAAAAUAUUGGUUUUCCAGUGUAUUCUUCUGAAUCCGAAGGGCCGCCUCAUUCUCGCCGAUUCAGGUCAAGAGUCUCCCUUAAUGGGAAAUCAUAUGAAACGGUGGAAUUCUUCCCCACACUGAAGGAAGCUGAACAAGCAGCCGCCAAAGUUGCUUGUCAGGAGUUGUCACUGAACGUGAUUCAAGAGGAUGUCGGUUUACACAAAAACCUCCUACAAGAAUUCGCUCAAAGAAAGGGUCUUCUAUGUCCGUCAUAUGAAACGACCAGCUCGGGUAUGUCGCAUAGGCCUUCGUUUGUGUCUACAGUGGAGGUAGGAAGUAAUACUUACACAGGGGCUGAAGCGAAAACCAAGAAGCUGGCGGAGAUGAAUGCUGCUAAAGUUGCUUACUGCGCUCUUACACACAGUGGGCCACCUACACAAUCCUCAAGGAUGCCAUCUAUCGAUGGAAUUGCUGUUGCUGAUGGAACGAUAAAAAAGCAUCCAGAUACAACAGACGAAGAAACUCGUGCACAAGCAAAACGAGCCAAGUCUUCACCGGAAAAAACGAAUGCGAACAUUCAUCUUCAAGACCCGUCGCAGCAUAGUAAUUUACCAUCAUCAAGUGGUGCUAACAUGGUUCAUUCCCAAAUGGAGAAUGCAAUCGCAGCCGAACCUGUUACCGAGCAAAGAGUUGCAGAAAACCAGCCGCCGGUUCAUGGGACCACAGUGGUUUUCUCGACCAACUAUACCUUGCCAAUACCUGAACGUGCCUCUGUCAUGCCGUAUAGCGAUAACCAGUGGAUCGGGUAUAAAGUUAAUGUAGAUCAAGAACCAAAUUCGUAGAGACUCUCAUUUUAGUGCUAAUGCUGUGUUUUGAAGAGCUGUACUAAGUGCUGACUGCUGGAUUUUUAGACCGAGUUAUUCUCAUAUAAAGUGUAGUGUGUCCUGAGCAGAUUUUAGCCUACCCUUGUUGUGUGUUGGUAAUAUUUGCAAGGAUCUCUAUGGGUGAGCUAAUUAUAUUAUGUUUUUUCUGAUUUUCACUCU